Messenger RNA from Lolium rigidum, 1868 nucleotides. RefSeq lists its product as uncharacterized. Gene Ontology annotation, molecular function: protein binding. The record is from RefSeq and is a predicted model, not a curated record. The transcript has 9 exons. Bases 149 to 1693 code for a protein of 514 amino acids. Lineage: Eukaryota; Viridiplantae; Streptophyta; Magnoliopsida; Poales; Poaceae. Gene Ontology annotation, biological process: positive regulation of protein catabolic process; protein ubiquitination.
UCAUCGCGAAGAUGAUGCUAAAGACAAAGAUGCAUCGACAGCGGUGGAAGAUGUUCAGGAUGAUGCUGAAGCCACAGAUGGAUCAACAACGGCUCAAGGGGAAUCUCCUUGCCGCGAAGAUAACAGGAAGGAUGGCUCGCCCACAGACAUGUAUGAUCCAUGGGACCCUCCCAACCCACCUCCUCAUCCCUCAAUAGAAGCCUUAACGUCCACUCGUGAAUUUAUUACCCAGUAUGAAAGACAAAUUCGGAAAUUCCUUACUGAACUCAGAGGCACCAGUAUAAUUGUUCCGGACCGCACUCCUAAGGAGACACAGGCAAAAUUUUGUGAGAUAUAUGGCCCUUUGGGGAAGGCCCUCCAAAAAGAUAGUGUUCCGUGCUUCCUUCAGCUCUUUGAAAAGUAUAGAGAGCGCAUGGUUUCUGGUUAUAUCUUCACGCCACAAGCCUUCGACGUGAUACUUACACACAGUGCCCUGCGUUGUGCAGAGUUAGUUUUGGAGGGCAAGGAGCCUAAGCUCUGUGGUCAGCUUGCCAACCCCAACUACAUUACCUGCUUUGGAUACUUCCCUCUCCACCAAGCUGCUGAGACAUUCUGCACUGACAUGGUUGAGUUACUGUUACGCUAUGGUGCUUUGGCAAAUCUACGAACCACAGGCGAUAGAGUUAUCGAGGGCCUCCUCCCACUCCAUGUUGCCAUUGAGAACACUUGCCAGCAUAAGUAUCUGGAGGACAAUCUUAUAGAUGACCCGAGCUAUGAGAAGGGAAAUACCAAGUACAUCUACAAGCUCAUACAUCUGCUUUGCCUGCCUGAGAUGAAGAUCUUUUUGGACACGACUAGAUUGCUUGCAACUCACACAAAUGAUGUAGUAGAUGUGCUCUGGGAUUACAUCAAGCAUGGGAAGCUUGUCCCUGCAGCUGUUUUGCUCCUAGCUGCUCAGAGGCAUUUCCGUGACCUAAAUGGAUUUGAUACGAUCAAGAAACAGAUCAUCAGUUCUUUGAUUGCCCUACAAAGGGAAUGGUGUGGAUUAGGAAGUGGUAAAAAUACCAAAGCAAAAAAGCAGUGGAAGGAGAAGAAAGUACGUUUUGAUAAUGCAUCGAUGCUUUUGAAGAUAAUUUUUAAAGCUGGUGAAGAUCUUGAUGCAUAUAUUCAAGCUCAUUCAGAGGCAUCUCAUCAGGAGGUCCUUGGAAAAGUGUCUGCAGUUCUCCAAAAUUAUGAUGUUGGUCCGAGUGGAAAAGGAAUUUGCAUUGACGACUUCGACUGCCGCCCAUAUGAUUAUGGAGUUCCAGACAGCAUCUCACAUAAACAUGGGGAUGCAGAUUUGUCCAUGGCAGCCAUAGGAUCUCUGGAAGUUGAGGGAAACAAUGUUGUGAUAAAGGAGCCACACAGAGGACAGAACCUCCCGUAUGCAAGAGAUCAGUUCUUACCGAUAUGGAGAUCGGUAUUAAAAGCUCGGUUUAUUACGAGGGUCUAUCCAUCUUAUAUACCAAAGAAAGAGUUACCGUAUAUUCUGGACGAUCGCAACCGCGAGCAACCGAACAAUCGGAGAUCUUCUCAAAUUCGUGUUGGCUUGUUGGGCUUGUUGGAGAGAAGCUUUCCAAAAGUAGCAAGUAAUCGCAAAUUAGCAAGUACUCACCAAUCCAGAAGGCUAUUUAGUGCUGCAUCGACUGCACUGAAGAUGCUGAAGCACGCCUGAUGACCAAGCAAAAAAGGUGUCUCAACAAGCAACCACUCUUCCUGCACCAUGAGGGUUCUGUGGUUUAUCUGGUUUUCUGGUUGCGCACCACACUGGUUGAGCGCUAUUGCGUAUGCCAUCACACUUGUCUAUUUAGAACAGCCAUUGUUUGGUUAAUUAUCUUUCCGAGGCUGGU